AACAGUGAAGACAUGUAAGCUUGUUCAUGCUGUAAAAAGGUGAAACAUAUCAGUGAGCAAAUCUUGGGCAGGAUGAUGCAGAAACCCAACAUGCAGUGCUUAUGAAUGACCGAGCAUGUUGAAAUACCAUAAAUGUGAAUUCCAGUUUCUGAAACUUUCGUUUGACCUUCAGCUCUGUGCAGCCUGAAUUCUAAUACAGGAACCUCACCCAGACCUCACUUCCUCUUCAGAUACAAUUUACAGCCACAGCGUUUAAAUUCAGUCAGUUAGUAUUAGUUUCCCAGCACUGCUCACACAAAUGGAUAACAAUGCUCAAGGAGGCAAAGCUUAUGGCCUCCUCAAGUCUCAGCAAGAGGAAAAACUCAACUCUAUAAAUGAGGUAUUUCUCAUGGAUUCAAAGUAUGCAGAAGAGGAAGAUCUGGCAGCAAAACUUGAAAUGUUCAAAAAGAAAUACAUGGAGUUCGAUCUCAAUGACAAAGGAGAUAUAGAUAUGAUGGGGUUAAAACGUAUGCUGGAAAAACUGGGACUGGCCAAAACACACUUAGAGCUGAAAAAGAUGAUGUCAGAGGUGACUGGAAGUCCAUCAAAGGACACAUUCAGUUACCACGACUUCCUGAAUAUGAUGCUGGGGAAACGAAAUGCAAUACUUAAGCUGAUCCUCAUGUUUGAAGGAAUGGGAAAGGAGCAGGAGCAGAAGGAUGUUGGUCCACCUUCACGCAAAACCUUUUCAGACCUUCCAUGAAACCUCUACAGCACCCGAAAAUGUCAUUUUGGCUCUAUUUAUCCUAUUGAAGAGUACUUCUGAUGCAUUCACGAUGUAAAACAAAAAUAAAAUGCCACGACUCUUAAAAAGAAGGGAAAUUAAUGUAUUACUUGGAUGCUAAAAUGUAAAGCAUAACAGUAGAAAAGUGCAGCCAUAUAAUGCUACUCGUCAUACUAUGUAUACGUGACGAGUAUACAUUAUAUGGCUACAUGUUUCUACAAUUAUGUUAAUUUUACUUGGGCUAAGAUUCAAGACUUUGUCGUGGCAUUUUUCCUAUAUCCAAUGUUUUGGAACUAUUAUUUCAUUAAAAAAGA
Cyprinodon tularosa is the source of this 1077-nucleotide messenger RNA. RefSeq names its product allograft inflammatory factor 1-like. Gene Ontology annotation, molecular function: calcium ion binding; actin filament binding. Lineage: Eukaryota; Metazoa; Chordata; Actinopteri; Cyprinodontiformes; Cyprinodontidae. The record is from RefSeq and is a predicted model, not a curated record. The coding region runs from base 299 to 742 and encodes 147 amino acids. The transcript is spliced from 6 exons. Gene Ontology annotation, cellular component: ruffle membrane; actin filament. Gene Ontology annotation, biological process: actin filament bundle assembly; ruffle assembly.